Vitrella brassicaformis is the source of this 2944-nucleotide messenger RNA. NCBI's taxonomy places the organism in Eukaryota, Vitrellaceae. The record is from the annotation of a GenBank genome assembly.
CAACGAGUGCCGUGACGAUCUUGUCGCUCAUCUCUUGUACACACCAACGCUCUCCUCAGGCUUGUAUUAGCUUUCCUUCCCCAUCCAUAAGCACACAAUGUCGUCGCAGAUUCAGUCGAACGUGGUGCGGAGCGGCGUCCGCCCCGGCCACCGGCCGCAGAGCAACGAUGGGGAAGUCAACAUCCCCAUCAGGACGGCCACCAACGAGAGCGAGACCGCCGUUGGACAACUGAUGGACGUACGCCAGACAGAGACACACAAACGGACGUGACAGACACCCACACGAGAGUGACUGUCGGGUGAUGGGGGUCCGUUGUUUCGCCGCGUGUGUGUUCCCAGAAGGUAGGCCUCAGCAAGCGCAGCCCCCAGGAGAUCCAAGAACGUCGCGAGGCCAACCUGCACCGCGCUGAAACACUCGAGGUAUGCCUCCCUCCCCACCUCCAGAGCUCUUCAGCCCCACCCACUCAUUUUCGCCCACUCUUUCUCUUCCUGUCGUCUGUCUGUCUGUCUGUCUGUCUGCAGAAGUUGCGCACCGAGGGCAUCAAGGACAAGAAUGAGGGCAAGCUCGACGCAGCGGAGGAGCGUCGCAAGAACGAGAUGGCCAAGAAGGCUGAGCACGAGAAGAAGAAGGGCGACAAGCGGCAGCAGGUCAUCGAGCGGGCCAAGGAACUCGAGAGACAGAAGCAGGAGGAGAUGAAGAAGAAGCAGGCCGGCAAGCUAGAUGAAGCAGAGCAGCGGAGAAAGAAGCAGCUCGAGGACAAGGCUAAGCGCAUGGCGGAGCUCGCUGCCACCGAGGAGCACGUCCAACGCGCGGCUGAGAUUCAGCAAAAAAACGUCGAACAGAUCGUUUCCAAGACGGCAGGUAAGUGUACGGGUGGGUGAGUCAGAGAGUGGCACGAUCGUGACAUCUGUCUGUCUGUCUGUCUGUCUGUCGGUGUGUGGUUCGCACAGGGAAGCUGGAUGCCGCCGAACAGCGCCGCCUGGACCAUCAGGCUCAAGUGGCCAAGCGCAUGGCCGAGCUAGCCGACACCGAGGCGCAGGUCAAGAAGGCAGAGGCAAUGGAGCAGGCACGCAAGGAGGACAUCAUGGUGGGCACUCACCAGCGCAGAAAGCUGACCGACCAACUAUGUGUGGGCACCCGUAUCUCGUGUCUCCUUCUGUCUGUGAAUCAAUCAAUGUGUCUGCAGAGUCGUCAGUAUCGAUUCGAUGAGGCCGAGAAGAGACGGCUGGAGCACCUCGAGAAGGAGAAGGAGCGCAUGCGUGAGCUCGGGCAGACGGAAGAGGUCGAGAAACGAGCCAAGGAGAUCGAGGAAAUGAAGAAGAAGGCCAUCAUCGUAAUUAAAACGCACUCUCGAUCUGACGUUGAUGCCGUAUCCGGUUCAUUCUGCCCUCCUACCUGUGUGUCUGUGUGCGUGUGCAGGACAAGACGGACGGCAAGCUGGAUGCAGCCGAGCAGCGCCGCAUCGAGCACCAGCGAGAGGUUUCUCGCAGAAUGAGUCAGCUGGCCGAUACCACCGCGCAAGUGCAAAAGGCCGAGGCUCUCGAGGAGGCCCGCAAGGAGGAAAUCCUGGUAUCGCAGCCUUUCGCCACAGACACACACACAAAGAGGGAGAGAGGGAGAGAGGGAGAGGGAGAGAGGGAGAGAGAGGGGGAAGGUCUGUGUCAUGCCCAUCAACGUAGCGACACAGACACGUUUGUGUGUUUGUGUGUGUGUUGUGAUCCUGAUCCUGCAGGCAAAGGCGGGUCGGUUCAGCGAGGCAGAGAAACGGCGCCUGGAGUUCCUCGAGAAGGAGAAGGAGCGCAUGCGAGAGCUCGGCCAGACCGAAGAAGUGGAGAAGAGGGCCAAGGAGAUCGAGGAAAUGAUGAAGAGGGCCAUCAUUGUACACACACGCACACAGACACAGACAUCCCACCCGCGGCAAGCUUCGAAUGGCUUGUUUGUCCAUCCCUGUGCGCAUCUCAUCUGCAGGAGAAGACCGACGGCAAGUUGGAUCAGGCUGAGGCGCGCAGACAGUCAAUUCUCGACGAGCGCAGAAGACGCAUGUCCGAGCUGGGCGCCACCGAUGAACAAGUGCAGCGGUAAUCAAUAAAUCCACUCACAACACGGUGUUGGGCGAGACUGACACGCACUGAUGUGCAUGUUGAAGACACAUUCUUCAUACCCUCUAUGAUCUAACGCCAUCUUACCUUACCAUGGCUGCGCUGCCUUCCCUGUUCGCGUCUGUUGUUUCUUUAAUUCAGUGCUGGUGAGAUAGACCAGGCCCGCCGGUCAUCGAUAGCCGCCAAAACCGAGCAGAAGCAGGCCAAGGCGGAGGAGACAAGAGAGAUCUACAACCAACUCAUGCACCGCGGAUCCAAGGAACACAUGUAAUGACGUAGAAAGGCACUGUACUGAGUACAGUACGUGUGGUCGAUUGACAGGAUGCAACACACAUACACACACACGUGGGGCGGGGGGGAGGGGAGGAUCCAUGUCUGCGGUGCGACACCGAGGGCGAUAGUCACAUAGCGAUAGUGAGAGAAUUUGUUGUACAGCGCGGCUGCCUGAGUGCCAUCUACAUCUAUCUGCUGUUGUCGUCUUUUUCUUUUCCUUUCCUUUCCUUUGCCUUUUCCUCUGGCCGGCGUGGCCUUGGGGGGGUGAGGUGUGCAGUCAGCAGACAAGAGAGAGAAGGGUGUGGUCUGGUCAAAAGAAGUGUCAAUUGUUGCGCCAUUUGCUGCCGCUUGUCUAUCUGUCUGCUUGUCUGUCUGUCUGUCUGCCUGGGUGUGUGUGUGAGUCUCCGACAGGAUGCAUGUGUAAUUCGCUGUAGUGUAGUGGUUAGCAAGUCACAAAAAAAGACUGUGCAAAACGAAGCGAUAGUGGCCACGCGACACUCACACACUCUCACCCCCUGACACACUGCCUACAUGAUCAUGAAUUGAAGAUGCCGACCUUCAAAGUCUCUUU